AUGUCCCAAAGGAAACUACAGCAGGAUAUCGAUAAACUAUUGAAAAAAGUAAGAGAGGGACUGGAAGAUUUUGAAGUCAUUUAUGAAAAGUUUCAAGAUACUGAACCGUCAAAUAAUUCAUAUAGAGAAAAAUUAGAAGCUGAUUUGAAAAGAGAAAUCAAAAAAUUACAAAAGCAUAGAGAACAAAUUAAAACUUGGUUAAGUAAAGAUGAUACAAAGGAUAGACAACAAGCAUUAAUGGAAAAUAGAAGACUUAUUGAAAAUGGUAUGGAAAGAUUUAAAUCAAUUGAAAAAUUAAUGAAGACAAAACAAUUCUCAAAGGAAGCAUUAACAAAUCCUGAUAUUAUUAAAGAUCCAAGAGAAUUGAAAAAAAGAGAUCAAGUGGAAUUCAUUCAUGAAUGUCUGGAUGAAUUACAAAAGCAAUUGGAAUCUCAUGAGGCUCAAAAUGAUGAUGAACAAAUUGAAAGACAUGAAUUUCAUAUUACAAAUUUGGAAAAUAUAUUAAAAAUGUUACAAAAUAAUGAAAUGGAUCCAGAAACCAUUAAAGAUUAUCAAGAUGAUAUUAAGUAUUACGUCGAAAAUAAUGAAGAUCCAGAUUUUGUAGAAUAUGAUACCAUAUACGAAGAUAUGGGCUGUGAACUUAAUGCAACUACAACAACUCCUGUACCAGUAUCUGUUCCGCAAGCUGCAGCAACAAAGAAAUCACCAAAGAAAGAAUUAAAUUCAGCAAAGAAAGAAUUGAAAAAAUUAACGAUCUCGUCAUCAUCUCCUUCUCCAUCACCAUCUCCAUCACGUCAAUCUUCCAUUAGAAUACCUUCGCAAACUACAAAAUUGAAUAAUUUACCAAAAUCAACAUCAGAUAAUACUAAACAACCAGCUACAAUUAAUAAUAAUAAUAACAAUAAUAAUACUAAUAACAAUAAUAAUAUCCAACAAGAGCAAGACGACGCAAAGGCAACUCAACAGGAACAAACAACAAAGAAAAAUGAAGAUGAUUCACAACAAGAACAAGAAUUGCAAUUCCCACCAGAUAAGACAAAGGAAAUUGAAGAAUCCAUUAAGAAUGAUAUUGAAAGUAAUAAAGCCUUUAAAAAUCCAUUAUUUAAAAAAGAAUUAAAAUAUUGGUUAGCUUCUAAGAAACCAUUAAUGCAACCAUAUAAGGAAAUGCCACCAAAGAUGGUUUCUCAAUUGGAAUCAUCAUUAUUAAAUUGCCCGGAUUCAUUAGACGCUGAUUCACCAUAUUUAUAUCAAGUGCCUUUAUCAAACCCUCAUCCAACAUCAAUUUUCUUCCCCAGUGAACCAAUAAGAUUUACUUACCCCUAUGAAGUUAUUAAAUCAAAUCAAGGAAAUUUAAAUCCAAAUGAUAAAACCCAUGCUAGUCAUCAAUCAGUAGAAGAUAUCUAUUCCCGAACAUCUUUGGCCAAAAUAUUCUCGAAAUUCGAUUUGGAUACUCUGUUUUUUAUUUUUUAUCACUAUCAAGGAACCUAUGAUCAAUUCUUAGCCGCUAGAGAACUGUCUCAAAAUAGACAUUGGUUGUUUAAUAAAGUAGAUUCUUGUUGGUAUUUUAGAGAAAUUGAAAAAUUACCACCAACAAUAAAUAUGUCCAAUACUAUCCCAAACAACAAGAGAGAAGAUAGUAAUAGUGAUGAAGAAGAAUCAUGGAGAUAUUUCGACUAUAAGAAAAGUUGGCUUGCAAGACGUUGCGGCCCUGAUUUUGUUUAUCAUGAAGAAGGUUUCGAAAAACUUUGA
Messenger RNA from Naumovozyma castellii, 1749 nucleotides. It is a transcript of the gene NOT5, whose product is annotated as CCR4-NOT core subunit NOT5. The coding region runs from base 1 to 1749 and encodes 582 amino acids. The transcript has a single exon. The record is from RefSeq and is a predicted model, not a curated record. NCBI's taxonomy places the organism in Eukaryota, Fungi, Ascomycota, Saccharomycetes, Saccharomycetales, Saccharomycetaceae.